GUUGGUACCAGACUACUGGCAUGUGUACCUCUGAUGCACAUAGAGCAGAGCGUGAAUAGAUGGAUAAAGGAUGGAUAUAAGAAGGAGUUUUCCGAAAUUUCCGGGUUCGCGAGGAGAUGCAUUCAGCAGGCUGAUACCGAGACGGACGCGGACUGGUGCUCGACUGUUUGCGGUAGGAGGAGGCGGCUCCAGUCGGCGUGUGGUUUCGGUGCUCAGUACGGACUGCGAAGAGGAGAACGUACAGACUCUAACCUUACCUGCUUUGCCUUACAUCGGCCCACGAAGAAAAUUCCCCCACGCUUAGAGAAGACGAUGUGUGGGAACAUCUGGGCGCGGCACACUUCUUCACUGGACGACGAGCUUCCACUCGGCCGAACCGCUUUUGUAUUUCCUCGCUGAAUAUCGUGUGGACAUUUUGGAUUUUUUCCCCCUUCUCCUUCCUCCGAUGUGAAAACAGCACUAUUGUUAGCCCUCUUUUGUAUUCACGUUUUGAGUCCAGGAUUCUCUCUUAGUCCAACUUAAAUUGUGACUUUAACAACUUUAACACAGCAUCGCUGUGGAUAUGACUCCACUCGGUCUGUCCAGAGUCGCUGUUUAAUGUGGUGGGGGUUGCUGUUAGCCACAUUAGCUCGAAACCAAUCCAAGUGCAGUUGAGCGAUGCUGAUUUUUACCGCCGACUGAAUGCUGUUCGUUCGUCGUCACGUCGGGGUUUAAAAGUGUCUGGACAUCACGACUGGACAAAGCAACGCCAGCAAGACACCAAGUGCCUGAAGAUGUCGAAGCGCAGCUUCUUCGUUCGCCUGGUGCCGUGCCGCUGCCUGCGGGGCGAGGAGGAGGCGGUGACGUCACUGGACUACUCCCACUGUAGCCUGGAGACGGUGCCCAAGGAGAUCUUUAGCUUUGAGAAGACACUGCAGGAGCUUUUUCUUGAUGCCAACCAGAUUGAAGAGCUGCCUAAACAACUGUUCAACUGCCAGCUGCUCCAGCGACUGAGCAUGCCCGACAACGAUGUUGCAGUAUUGCCGCCUGGUGUCGCCAACCUCAUCAACCUCAGGGAGCUUGACGUCAGUAAAAACAGUAUCCAGGAGUUUCCUGAGAAUAUAAAGAACUGCAAAGUGCUUACUGUCGUGGAGGCCAGCGUCAAUCCCAUCUCAAAACUCCCUGAUGGCUUCACACAGCUAAUGAGUCUAACCCAGCUUUACCUGAACGACGCCUUCCUUGAGUUCCUACCGGCCAGUUUUGGCAGGCUGACUAAGCUGCAGAUUCUGGAGCUGAGAGAGAACCAGUUGAAAAUGUUGCCAAAGAGCGUGCAGAAGCUCAUACAGCUGGAAAGGUUGGACCUGGGCAGUAACGAGUUCACUGAAGUGCCUGAGGUACUGGAGCAGCUGACGGGACUCAAAGAGCUCUGGAUGGACGGAAACCGGCUGACGUUCUUGCCAGGGAUGCUGGGCACGCUUAAGCAGCUGCUCUACCUGGAUGUAUCCAAAAACAACCUGGAGAUGGUGGAUGAGCAGAUCUGUGGCUGCGAAAAUUUGCAAGACCUGCUGCUGUCCAACAAUGCCCUCACACAGUUGCCAGGCUCUAUUGGCUCGCUAAAGAAACUGACGGCUCUGAAGGUGGAUGAGAACCAAUUGAUGGAGCUUCCCGACUCCAUUGGAGGACUGACCUCUCUGGACGAGCUGGACUGCAGCUUCAACGAGAUCGAAGCCUUGCCAUCGUCCAUUGGCCAGUGCGCUGCUAUGCGCACCUUCGCAGCCGAUCACAACUUCCUCAGCCAGCUUCCCCCUGAGAUGGGAAACUGGAAGAACGCCACAGUGCUGUUUCUGCACUCCAACAAGCUGGAGUUGUUACCAGAAGAGAUGGGUGACAUGCACAAGCUGAAGGUCAUCAAUCUGAGCAACAACAAGUUGAAGAACCUCCCCUAUAGUUUCACAAAGCUCAGCCAAAUGACAGCCAUGUGGCUGUCUGAAAAUCAGUCCAAACCCCUGAUCCCGCUACAAAAAGAAGAAGAGCCAGAGACCCAGAAAACCGUACUGACCAACUACAUGUUCCCGCAGCAGACUCGAACAGAGGAGUAUGUUCCUAACUCCGACUCUGAAAGCUUCAAUCCGGCUUUGUGGGAGGAACAACGUAAGCACCGAGCUCAGGUGGCUUUCGAGUGCGACGAGGACAAAGAUGAGAGGGAAACACCCCCGAGGGAGGGCAACCUGAAACGUUAUCCCACGCCGUAUCCCGACGAACUCAAAAACAUGGUAAAGACGGCUCAGUCAGUAGCGCACCGGCUCAAGGAGGAUGAGUCGAGCGACGAUUCGGGUAGAGACCGCAAAACGCCCACGGAGAGGAACCACAUUGGCGUGCAGGAUGUGGGAGUCAAGGUGAUAGAAACCCCCCGCCCUAAUGGCCUGGCGUCAGACUUGGAAGCGAAAGCUUGCAACACCACCUUCACUGUGCCAAACAUCCCAGAAGCAGUAUCAAGGGACAUGGAGACUGAGUCCUUUAGCUCCCAACAGGUCCCACUCAAAUCAUCCGAGAGUUCUACCAUAAAUCACGAAGACACGCUUGAGGACUCAGAGGAGUUGUCUGAUGAAGAGGAGGAGAUGAAGAUUGCGGAGAUGAGGCCGCCUCUCAUUGAGAUUUCCAUCAACCAGCCCAAAGUGGUGACACUGAGUAAGGACAAAAAAGAUGACAGCAAGGAUGCCGACUCAUUGCUGGAUGACACAGUGGCCAACAGCAACCAGAACAACAGCAACUGUUCGUCACCAUCACGAAUGUCAGACUCUGUGUCGCUGACCACUGACAGCAGUCAGGACAAUUCCCUGUGCACCCCCGAGAGGGAGGCCAAGAUGCCCUUUCUGCCCAAGAGCAGGCACGAGGAUGAGAAUAUGAACCCCUCCAAAGAAGUUGCCGGGUUGCUGCACAAUGGCAAUGGCUCUGAAACGUCCCUCCAAGCGCUGUUGAGGACCCAGCAGGGCGCCACUCAGCCUGCAGGUGACUACGACCUUUCCAUGGAAGCCAGACUAGCCUUCAUUGAGAAGGGACUAAACAACAGCUUGGGAGAUGGCUACACCAAGUGGGACCAGAUCAAUAUGAACGUGUCGCGUCCGACGACAGACAACAUGGUGGAGCCUCAGAAUGGUUCAGUUGGCCAGGAAGAAGUGGACGCCAAGAGAGGUUUUGACAACCACCAUUUCCAGAACGGAAACCAGCAGGCAAGUGACGGGUCCUCGGCAGGCGGCGAAAUGUCUCGCAGCUCUGAAGAACUAUCUCCUGAGAGGAGGUGUCACCCCCCUCAGGUGAGCAAGUCUCAAAGCGUCAGCAACAUAGAAGCGGGCAGCAUGAGGUUAUACUCGUUUGAUGGCGACGCUGCGGCAGAGAGCAGGAUGUUGGGUGGUGGGGGCCACGCUCCAGCGUCCACAGCUCAGGGCCAGAGUAUCGUGAGGAGCAAGUCUGCCUCGUUGCUCGACGACCAAAACCUCCAAGUCUGCCCUAGCUCGGACCUGCUGUCUUCCUCCAAACCUCCCACCAGCACCAGCAGGUACCUGGUGCCCUCUAGUGGGGCCACAGGUGCCUCCCCACCUCAGUACAACGUCCAGUACUCAAGCAAAGAUGGCAUGUGGGCCCAGAGGACGCCCAUCCCCCCUGAAAACCAAGGCUACCUCCCCCCUGCCGCCCAUUCGCUCGCCAACACCAACUACUCCAAUCGCAACCAGGCCCCCCCAUACCCACUGCUGCCCCAACAGAGGGGGGGUCCCGUGGGAUCAAAACCACCAGCUGAAAUGUGGGCAAAGGAGAGACUCCACUCUACCAGCAGCCAGUGUAGUGGAGGCACUCUCCAGCGGCAGGGCAGUACCACCUCUGCUACUUCCGCGGGCGAGCCUCGCCGCUUCCAGCUGCCCGAGGGUGACUACAUGACCUAUCGGGACAUUCACACCCUCGCCAGGGGCCCGCUUGCCAUGAGCCAGGCGGCGCAACGGCCCAUCUCGACCCGGACAUACAGUAUUGACAUAGCUGCUCCGGCAAGGCCGGCCUGUGCCCGUCCGCAACCCCACGAGCUCUCGGAGAGGACCAUGUCAGUUAGCGACUUCCAUUAUCCACAAGGUAGCCCCAGCAAGAGGCCCAACAUCAGGGUCAAGUCAGAACAUUCUCUCUUGGACGGGCCCGGGCUGGGGUUGGGGUUGCCGGGAAGGGUACCGGCAGACUGGAGGGACCAGGUGAUGCGGCACAUCGAAGCCAAGAAGAUGGAAAAGAACGCGCUGUCCCGCUCCUUUAAUUCCCAUAAUGCUCCUCUCGGCUGCUCGCCGCACCUCUACUGCUACUACGGCAGCUGUAGGGACGUGUUCAGGCCCUACGCCGCCUUCAGCGAUGAUGUGUUUGGGCCACCGGUCCAGCAGAGCUACACCAUGGACUCCCGCAGAAAAGUGCCUCUGAUGAACGGUCAGGUGGUUUCGUCAGCUCGUCCACACGUGAAUCAAACGUCCAUGGCCCGCCACCCCUCCAGAGAGCAGUUGAUCGAUUACUUGAUCCUCAAAGUCUCCCAGCAGGCUCAGGGGCCCCAGCGCUCGCCACAUGAGAUCCACGUUAAGGUGGAGAAAAAUCCAGAACUUGGUUUCAGUAUAUCGGGAGGAGUGGGAGGUCGUGGGAACCCUUUCCGUCCAGAUGACAAUGGGAUCUUUGUGACAAGGGUCCAGCCUGAGGGUCCGGCAUCCAAAAUUCUUCAGCCCGGUGAUAAAAUUAUCCAAGCUAAUGGCUACAGCUUUGUGAACAUCGACCACGGGUAUGCUGUGUCCCUUUUAAAGACCUUCCCCAGCACUGUGGAUCUGACAAUCGUGAGAGACGUGCAAGCGUAAACGGGGGCCGGGGGGAAAGCGGGAGAGUUAUUUUUGUAUACAAGUGUGGGGGGAAAAUGCCACUUGAAUGUAAGCAUGUUGACGCGGUGGUCAAGCGGACUGUCACUGUGGUUUCUACGUUUUCUUUUUUCUACAAAAAAAGCUGAAGACUUGAGCUCCCCUUCUGUCCAUGACCACUAGGGAGCAGAACAGCUCUAUUUUUGCUUUUUUUGGGGUGGGGGGCAUGUGUAAAUCGCAAUGGAGCAGAAAAGCAGCAAGUGCUUGGAGAGUGUUCAUGAAUGAAAGUGAGACAUUUGGCCUAACUCUUAUUUCCACAAUGCGGCCGAAGCAAGGAUGGUGAGAGGAAAAUGUCUCUUGAGUAAGAGUGGGUCUACAUUUCAUCUUUUUCAUCACCUUCAUUUGGGAGAGCACCACUCUUUGGCCUUUUUGUGCCCAUUCCUGUUGAUUUGACUCAUGCGCGGAGAGAAGCAAGUGCCAUAAGAAGACCUUGAACUGUUUCAACGAGCAAUAUUCACACUUUGCAGCAAUAAAGCCUUUUUUUCCCA
Molecule: messenger RNA, 5392 nt
Organism: Corythoichthys intestinalis (scribbled pipefish)
Lineage: Eukaryota; Metazoa; Chordata; Actinopteri; Syngnathiformes; Syngnathidae
Gene: erbin
Product: erbb2 interacting protein
Exons: 27
Coding region: 774-4847 (1357 amino acids)
Biological process (GO): neurotransmitter receptor transport postsynaptic membrane to endosome; neurotransmitter receptor transport, endosome to postsynaptic membrane; establishment or maintenance of epithelial cell apical/basal polarity
Cellular component (GO): postsynaptic membrane; adherens junction; basolateral plasma membrane
Molecular function (GO): protein binding
Source: RefSeq, a predicted model, not a curated record